This is a messenger RNA of Didymodactylos carnosus, 594 nucleotides long. The record is from the annotation of a GenBank genome assembly. Lineage: Eukaryota; Metazoa; Rotifera; Eurotatoria; Philodinida; Philodinidae.
UUCAUUUAUCUCUAUGUAUAUUUUAUUUUAUUUUUAGAUUUUGUGUUGUCGACAUUAUUAGGAAAUCAGAGCACUCGUCUGACACAAUCAUCACAAUUGCCAUCAGCAGCACUAACAGUCAAAGCAAACACACUCAAGCAUAACGCCGGAUAUGAUAGAAAAAUGGUGUCAACAUCAUUUUAUAUUUGUUUUCUUGGUGUAUUAUCAAAAUAUCGUAAACUUAAACUUGGUACAUAUUUAUUAAAUGCUGCUAUCAGAGAAGUAGCCAAUGGUGAAAGUCAACACCAUGAUGUCAAAGAUGUGGCAUUAAACGUGAAUGUUGAGAACCAAAGAGCACUUGGACUACAUCAUAAAUGUCACAUGAGAUGUAUAAAUUAUAAAAAAGAUUAUUAUAAAAAUAGUACAUACCAACAUGUUGAUGGGUAUUAUUUAAAUCUAAAUGUUAAACAAGUGAUAAACAUUAAAAAAGUUUGUUUUGAUGAACAAGCUGUUCGAAUACCAACGAAAAUUCAACAGAACGACGAGCAGUGCCUCAAACAAUAUAAAAGCUCGCUUAAAUCGAUGUAUUUUCCAGCCGUAAAAGAAGCGGUUUAA